GUCUAUUCCAAAGCUCAUCACCUGACCAAACAAACCUCUCUCGAACAAAUCUUCUUUUUCUUUUCCUGUUUUGAAUUUCCUUCUUCUCUAAGCUUUUCUCAACCCUCUUCCACAUUUCAGAUCUCUCUCUCUCUCUCUCUGUGCAACUCAACCUCACUCAUGGCCGGCCGUUUCGAUCGCAACCCCUUCGACGAAGAUGAAGUUAAUCCCUUUGCUGACCAAAAGGUAAAGCCAGCGGGGCAAUCCAACUAUGGUGGAGGUGCAUUUUAUACAACAAAUCCAAACUCGAGGCUUUCCCCUCUUCCUCCUGAACCUGCAGAUUUCAACAACUAUGACCGAAGUGCCCCAGUUGAUAUUCCUCUUGAUUCAGCUGCGGAUUUGAAAAAGAAAGAGAGGGAGCUGCAAGCUAAGGAGUCUGAAUUGAGAAAGAGGGAGCAGGAAGUAAAGAGGAGAGAAGAUGCGGCAGCUCGAGCUGGUAUUGUUGUUGAAGACAAAAAUUGGCCUCCAUUUCUCCCAAUCAUCCAUCAUGACAUCGCUAAUGAAAUUCCAAUUCAUCUACAGAGGUUGCAGUAUGUUGCAUUUACAACUUUUUUGGGAUUGAUAGUGUGUCUUCUAUGGAAUCUUGUAGCUGUUACUGCAGCAUGGAUUAAAUUGGGAGAUGUAAAAAUCUGGUUUCUUGCUGUUAUAUACUUCGUAUCAGGGGUUCCACUAGCGUAUGUGUUGUGGUAUCGCCCACUCUAUCGUGCCUCGAGGACUGAAAGCGCUAUGAAGUUUGGGUGGUUUUUCCUUUUCUAUGCACUUCACAUCUUAUUCUGCAUUUUUUCUGCGGUUGCGCCUCCUAUAAUUUUCAGGGGGAAAUCUCUCACUGGUAUCCUGCCUGCAAUAGAUGUCAUCGGUGCACAUGUUAUAGUCGGGAUAUUCUACUUCAUUGGAUUUGGGUUUUUCUGCAUGGAAACAGUGCUCAGCAUCUGGGUUAUUCAGCAAGUGUACAUGUAUUUCCGAGGCAGCGGGAAAGCUGCAGAGAUGAAGCGCGAGGCUGCAAGAGGAGCAAUGAGAGCUGCACUAUGAUAACACUCCACCAGAGAGUUAGAGAGAGAGAGCAGCCUUCGAUGGACUUCGACCGCUAAAGAGCAGAUACAGAGAAACCUGGAUACCACAGCGAGCAAUUUGUUCCGUUUGUUCCAUAGUUAGUUUGCGUGCUCUUUUUUGUUUUGUUGUUGUUGUUGUUGUUGUUGUUUACUAUGUUUCACUAGGGGCUUUUAUUGGAAGACUUACGAGAAAUGGCAGUUAGUAGGUAGAAAAUAUAGAAAACGUAAAUGCUGUAUUAUCUCUGUAAAUCUGUUAUUUGACAUUCUGGUGUGCCUGUAUUUGAUUUGGCUUCAUUGGGUCUAUAUACUGACUUUGAUUGCUGCUACUGCAUAA
Camellia sinensis is the source of this 1422-nucleotide messenger RNA. Its product is annotated as secretory carrier-associated membrane protein 2. Gene Ontology annotation, biological process: protein transport. The record is from RefSeq and is a predicted model, not a curated record. Gene Ontology annotation, cellular component: recycling endosome membrane; trans-Golgi network membrane. NCBI's taxonomy places the organism in Eukaryota, Viridiplantae, Streptophyta, Magnoliopsida, Ericales, Theaceae.